Drosophila busckii is the source of this 2178-nucleotide messenger RNA. RefSeq names its product protein white (gene w). Gene Ontology annotation, molecular function: ATP binding; ABC-type transporter activity; ATP hydrolysis activity. The transcript is spliced from 6 exons. Bases 118 to 2172 code for a protein of 684 amino acids. Gene Ontology annotation, cellular component: plasma membrane. Gene Ontology annotation, biological process: transmembrane transport. The record is from RefSeq and is a predicted model, not a curated record. NCBI's taxonomy places the organism in Eukaryota, Metazoa, Arthropoda, Insecta, Diptera, Drosophilidae.
GCGUUUGACACGAAGCUCUGGCAGUCAGUUCAGUGCAGCAGUUGAUUUCAUUUUUUUUUUCAUUGCUUUUUUGAGUGUGUGUGCGUGUGUUUUGCCGUUUCGUGUGCGUCGAAAGAAAUGGGACAGGAGGAUCAGGAGCUAUUGCUGCGCGGCAGCAGCAAACAUACAUCAGCCGAGCACUUGCAUACUAGUGGCGGCGAUGCGGGCGCCACUGCCACCACCACGGACAGCUUUGGGCAGCAGCAGCGCAAGAAUUACGGCACUUUGAGCAAACCGGAUCUCGAGCCGGGUGCCCAGCUGCCCGAGACUUUGACCUACGCCUGGCACAACGUCGACGUCUUUGGUGCAGUGCAUCAGCCGGGCUCCAACUGGCGCCAGCUGGUCAAUCGCACGCGCGGACUCUUCUGCAAUGAGCGGCAUAUUCCAGCGCCACGCAAGCAUUUGCUCAAGAACGUGUGUGGCGUGGCGUAUCCGGGUGAGCUGCUUGCCGUGAUGGGCAGCUCGGGAGCGGGCAAGACGACGCUGCUCAAUGCUUUGGCCUUUCGCUCGCCCCAGGGCGUGCAGGUGUCGCCCUCGAGCAUGCGGCUGCUCAACGGGCAGCCCGUGGACGCGAAGGAGAUGCAGGCCCGAUGCGCGUAUGUGCAGCAGGACGAUCUGUUCAUUGGCUCGCUGACGGCGCGGGAGCAUCUGAUCUUCCAGGCGAUGGUGCGCAUGCCCAGGCAGCUGAGCUAUCGGCAGCGAGUGGCGCGCGUGGAUCAGGUGAUUCAGGAGCUGAGCUUGACCAAGUGCCAGCAUACGAUCAUUGGUGUGCCGGGACGCGUUAAGGGCUUGUCCGGCGGUGAGCGCAAGCGUUUGGCUUUCGCCUCUGAGGCUCUGACGGAUCCGCCGCUGCUCAUCUGCGAUGAGCCCACAUCUGGCCUCGACUCGUUCACCGCCCACAGCGUUGUCCAGGUGCUGAAGAAACUCUCCCAGAAGGGCAAGACCGUCAUCCUGACCAUACAUCAGCCCUCCUCGGAGCUGUUCGAGCUCUUCGACAAGAUUCUGCUGAUGGCCCAGGGGCGUGUCGCCUUCCUGGGCACGCCCAGCGAGGCGGUUGACUUUUUCUCCUACGUGGGCGCCCAGUGUCCGACCAAUUACAAUCCGGCGGACUUUUAUGUGCAGGUGCUGGCGAUUGUGCCGGGCCGCGAGGUGGAGUCGCGGGAUCGCAUUGCCAAGAUCUGUGACAAUUUUGCGAUCAGCAAAGUGGCGCACGACAUGGAGCAGCUGCUGGCGCAAAAGACACAGACACAGCCGCUGGAGCAGCCGGAGAACGGUUAUACCUACAAGGCGACCUGGUUUAUGCAAUUCCGAGCUGUGCUCUGGCGCUCCUGGUUGUCGGUGCUGAAGGAGCCGCUGCUGGUGAAAGUGCGACUCAUACAGACAACGAUGGUGGCCGUGCUCAUUGGGCUCAUCUUUCUGGGCCAGCAGUUGACGCAAGUGGGCGUGAUGAACAUCAAUGGCGCCAUCUUUUUGUUUCUGACCAACAUGACGUUCCAGAAUGUGUUCGCCACCAUCAAUGUCUUCACCUCGGAGCUGCCGGUGUUUAUGCGAGAGGCGCGCAGUCGACUCUAUCGCUGUGACACUUACUUUCUGGGCAAGACUAUAGCGGAGCUGCCGCUCUUCCUCACCGUGCCCUUUGUUUUUACGGCAAUCGCUUAUCCGAUGAUUGGACUGCGUGCGGGCUUUUUGCAUUUCUUCAAUUGCCUCGCUUUGGUUACACUGGUGGCCAAUGUGUCCACCUCGUUUGGCUAUUUAAUAUCCUGCGCCAGCUCGUCUACCUCCAUGGCCUUGUCGGUGGGUCCGCCGGUUAUUAUUCCAUUCUUGCUCUUUGGCGGCUUCUUUUUGAACUCGGGCUCGGUGCCCAUUUACUUGAAGUGGUUAUCGUAUUUAUCCUGGUUCCGUUACGCCAACGAGGGUCUGCUCAUCAAUCAGUGGGCGGAUGUGGAGGCUGGUGAAAUCAGCUGCACCAGCUCCAACACCACUUGCCCCAGUUCCGGCAAAGUUAUACUCGAAACGCUUAACUUUUCGGCUGCAGAUUUGCCGCUGGACUACAUAGGCCUGGCCCUGCUUAUUGUGGGUUUUCGUAGUUUUGCUUACCUGGCGCUACGACUGCGUGCCAGACGCAAGGAAUAACUAAAG